AUGCCCCCUUGGGAGCACCACCUGGAGCGGCCCCCUGGACAUGGAAUGAUCAGGGAGCUGUUCAAGAAGGUGGUGCCCCAGCAGUGCCUGGGCUCCGUCUGGUCCCGGAGGAACAGGCCUGGCAACGAGCACCUGGCACCCACAGUCCGGGCCACCAUCGCCCAGUUCAAUGCUGUGGCCAGCUGCAUCGUCACCACGUGCCUUGGCGACCCAAGCAUGACAGCCCGGGACAGGGCCGCGGUGGUGGGCCACUGGAUCCGGGUGGCCAAGGCCUGUCAGAUCCUAGGGAACUACUCCUCCCUGCGUGCCAUCCUGGCGGCUCUGCAGAGUGCCUCCAUUCACCGCCUGCAGAGGACAUGGGACAACGUUUCCAGGAAGAGCUUCCGAACAUUCCAAAAGCUCUGCAGAGAAGACAACCCCCAGGGCAGGGAACUACUCAUCAAGAAGCGGCCCUCGAAUAAACUGGCCAGCCUGGGGAGGCAGCUGCAGAGAGCGCGGAAGGGGCUGCCGAAGAAGGGUGUCGUCCCAUACCUUGGCACUUUCCUCUCCGACCUGGUGGUGCUGGAUACAGCAAUGGAGGACUACCUGGAGGGCAAUGAGAUCAACCACCGCAAAAAGAAUAAGGAAUACCGAGUCCUCACGGACAUCAUGCUGCUCCAGGCGGCGGCAGAGAAUUACUGCCUAGAGCCCCAGCAUCCAUUCACGGCCUGGUUCUGGGCUGUGGAGCGGCUCAGCGAGGAUGACAGCUACAACCUGUCAUGCCAGCUGGAGCCGCGGUCCUAGCUGGCCAGCAGAACACAAGCACCAGGACCACUGGCUACAGCCACCAUCAGACCUGAACCCGUGCACACUGGCUGAGCCAAGGAUUGCCCCUCGGCCCCUGGGCUACUUGUGGUGCACGAGCCCUAUCCACUGCUCAACACCCCUUCCUCUCCCCUACAGAAUUACUUGUUCUGGAGGGGGCAAUAUUGAAUAUAAUUAAAGGGCUGUUAUUUAACCACAACAACAACAACAA
Messenger RNA from Mustela erminea (ermine), 1015 nucleotides. RefSeq names its product ral guanine nucleotide dissociation stimulator-like. Gene Ontology annotation, cellular component: plasma membrane. The coding region runs from base 1 to 783 and encodes 260 amino acids. The transcript is spliced from 9 exons. Gene Ontology annotation, biological process: Ras protein signal transduction; positive regulation of GTPase activity. NCBI's taxonomy places the organism in Eukaryota, Metazoa, Chordata, Mammalia, Carnivora, Mustelidae. The record is from RefSeq and is a predicted model, not a curated record. Gene Ontology annotation, molecular function: guanyl-nucleotide exchange factor activity.